This is a messenger RNA of Anneissia japonica, 2364 nucleotides long. RefSeq names its product organic cation transporter protein-like. Gene Ontology annotation, cellular component: membrane. The coding region runs from base 246 to 1745 and encodes 499 amino acids. The record is from RefSeq and is a predicted model, not a curated record. NCBI's taxonomy places the organism in Eukaryota, Metazoa, Echinodermata, Crinoidea, Comatulida, Comatulidae. Gene Ontology annotation, molecular function: transmembrane transporter activity. Gene Ontology annotation, biological process: transmembrane transport. The transcript has 10 exons.
GUUGGAAUACGGCAGAUCAGAUGAAUGUUGAAGACUGAAUAUACGGAGUAAAUUCUACGGAGGCCCACAGUGGAAUACGAAGCAAUAACUGAAAUUGAAUUGAAAUGAAAUGUACUAAGGGCAAAGGAGGCGAACUUGCGUUGUUCACGCAGCAUCCCAGUGGCCCUCUGCAAGGCUUAACAUCUACUGAAUUAGAAACAUGCUUCGUUAUAACGUGAAUCAGUUCAACAACAUGUCAACGGAAGAUGCACCUUUCAAGAAGGUCUUAUCCAAAGAGGGAAAGUGACCUUGUCAAACAGGGCAUACUGGAGAAGACCUACCGUACCGAAUAUAAACCAAUACAGCAACAAACUCCGUUGUGGAAAAAGCAUUUUCCUAAAAUGAAGCUUGAUGAUGUACUAGCGCAGAUAGGUGAGUUUGGCCGUUACCAGUUAUGGGUGUUCCAUUGGUACUGUAUGCUCACAUUCUCAGUGGCCUUCCAUCACCUGGGUCAGGUCUUCCUUGGUGGCGCUUCUGACCAUUGGUGCAAGGUUCCGGAUACAGUGACCGCGAAUUGCAGCUUUUUGGAAGAUACUGGUUGCCCAUUUAACUCGAGCGUCACCAUACCGGUGGAUGAUCCUACAACGGCGGAAAAUGAACACAAUUGUAUGCAGUAUGAUAGCUACUACAACAUAACGAAUGAUACGCCGCUAAUUGGAUGUACCGACGGUUAUCAGUUCGACCACUCUCAGUACACCAACACAAUUCAAGAAGAUUUUGAUUUAGUAUGCAGUCGCAAAGCCAGUGCUGCGCUUGCCCAAUCGGUCUACUUCGGUGGACUUCUUGUUGGAUCGAUUUUUUUCGGAUCUGUUGCUGAUAGGAUUGGACGUAAACCAACCAUAAUCAUCUGCUGUUUACUGAAUUCGUCGCUUGGGGUGGUUGCAGCUUUCGUACAGUCAUUUGCGGCAUAUGUCUGCCUACGGUUUAUCAUCGCCAUGGCAACAAUGGGCAUAUAUUUGAUUGUCUUUGUGUUUUCAACCGAACUUGUUGGACUAAAGAUGAGAUGUGUAGCAGGCAACGUGGUACCUAUGUAUUGGGCAUGCGGCAUCAUGUUACUAGCGCUACUUGGCUAUUUCAUACGUGAUUGGAGAACUCUUCAAAUUGUUCUUUCGGUUCCAACUGCAGUAGCUGCUAUUUAUGUGGCGUUUCUACCGGAGUCUGCAAGAUGGUUACUUUCACAAGGCGAGUUUUCUAAAGCUGAGGCUAUAAUACAAAGAGCAGCAAAGGUUAACAAAGUCACCAUUCCUCAGAAUAUAUUUGAUGAUAAGGAAGAGCAUAGUAUCCCUUUUUUGACAGAUCCUGGGGUAUUCCGGGUUGCUGUUGCUAUGGCAGGUAAAUUUGCAAUUACUGCCGCCUUUUCGAUUGUUUACAUUUACUCGGCUGAACUUUUUCCAACUCCUGUCAGGAGUGCUGGUAUGGGCCUGGCAUCGAUGUCAGGCCGCCUUGGCAGCAUCCUAUCACCUCUAGCUCUAUUGAUGACGGAGAUUUGGAAACCCUUACCUCUAGUAAUAUUCAGUUCUCUAUCAGUCGUUGCGGGUCUUCUCGGUUUAUUGCUGCCAGAAACAUUGGGUACAAAUCUCCCAGAAACCAUCGAGGAAGGAGAAAACUUUGGAAAAAAAUAUAUAGCACUGCAAAAAAACGACGAAAACGCACAGGAACUGCAAAAUACAUGUGUCGCAAACAAAGAAGGAAAUGGCACCGUUUGAUGGAAGUUGAUGUAUUCACUACUUUUAUACAAUUUUAAACUUUUAAUUUACUAAUUGGAUAUAGGAUUUAAUAGAUAAAGUCUGUACCUGGAGUCUAGGUAUAGAUUGUUUUCCAUACAAUCGCUACACGCUAUCGCCGACAGCUUUUGGUGAGGCUGAUUGGUCGGUUGAAUCGGGAAGCUUUCCUGAUCGCGUCGGUGACUGCCACGCAGCACAACGAUUGCAGUGAAAACACUGUAGCGACAGUGUAGCGAUUUUAUGGGAACCAGGCUUUCAGGAAAGUGCAUGUUUUCUUUGUAAUGUUUCUGCUGUAAGACACAUCAUUGUUGGUGAAUUUUGUUGGUUUGAACGACAGUAAAAGUACUUUAAAUUGCUUAGAAAUUGAACUUAGGAGUAUUGAUUGUCGGGAUGGUUUUCUAAUGAUUCAAGUAAUACAUUUUGGGAUAUUCUAAGAAGUUAAAUCUGCAACUAUGCUAUGUAUUCAAGAGCAAGGUUCACGUAUUCAAGUGGAUACUACUAUGAUUUCCAUGCUGGUUUACAACGUAAUUUAUGAAUUUUAAAGACCAAAUGACCACCGUAUUGGCCUAUGGAACAUCAUAUUAGAAAAUAGUAUUUUUAA